CGGAGUGGGAUCGGGACUGCGGCGGACAGUUGGACUUAGUGGGCCCAGAAUGAAAAAGGCAGGCAUUGACCUCCCUCUGAGGCAGUUUCAAGGUGUCUUGAGGCGUGCACAGCUCCACCCUCAGCCAUGCGUUUCCUCCUCUUCCUGGGUGCCUUCUGCCUUGUGGCCAUGGCCCUGGCUGCCGAGGUGAAGAAACCUUCCACCGAAGCAGCCCCUGGCACUUCGGAGAAGCUCAGCCCCAAGGCGGCCACGCUGGCUGAGCGCAGUGCCAGUCUGGCCUUCAGUCUGUACCAGGCUAUGGCCAAAGAUCAGGCGGUGGAGAACAUCCUGGUGUCACCUGUAGUGGUGGCCUCGUCGCUGGGGCUGGUGUCACUGGGCGGCAAGGCCACCACCGCAUCCCAGGCAAAGGCCGUGCUGAGCGCGGAGCAGCUGCGGGAUGAGGAGGUGCACGCGGGCCUGGGCGAGCUGCUGCGCUCGCUCAGCAACUCCACGGCCCGCAACGUGACCUGGAAGCUGGGCAGCCGCCUGUAUGGACCCAGCUCCGUGAGCUUCGCCGACGACUUCGUGCGCAGCAGCAAGCAGCACUACAACUGCGAGCACUCCAAGAUCAACUUCCGCGACAAGCGCAGCGCCCUGCAGUCCAUCAACGAGUGGGCCGCGCUGACCACCGACGGCAAACUGCCCGAGGUCACCAAGGAUGUGGAGCGCACGGACGGCGCCCUGCUGGUCAAUGCCAUGUUCUUCAAGCCACACUGGGAUGAGAAAUUCCAUCACAAGAUGGUGGACAAUCGUGGCUUCAUGGUGACUCGAUCCUAUACCGUGGGUGUCACAAUGAUGCACCGGACAGGCCUCUACAACUACUAUGAUGAUGAGAAGGAGAAGCUGCAGAUCCUGGAGAUGCCCCUGGCCCACAAGCUCUCCAGCCUCAUCAUCCUCAUGCCCCACCACGUGGAGCCGCUUGAACGCCUGGAGAAGAUGCUGACCAAAGAGCAGUUGAAGGUCUGGAUGGGGAAGAUGCAGAAGAAGGCUGUGGCCAUCUCCCUGCCCAAGGGAGUGGUGGAGGUGACCCAUGACCUGCAGAAACACCUGGCUGGGCUGGGCCUGACUGAGGCCAUCGACAAGAACAAGGCAGACUUGUCACGCAUGUCAGGAAAGAAGGACCUGUACCUGGCCAGCGUGUUCCAUGCUACCGCUUUUGAGUGGGACACAGAGGGCAACCCCUUCGACCAGGACAUCUACGGGCGUGAGGAGCUGCGGAGCCCCAAGCUGUUCUAUGCCGACCACCCCUUCAUCUUCCUGGUGCGAGACACCCAGAGCGGCUCCUUGCUCUUCAUUGGGCGCCUGGUCCGACCCAAGGGUGACAAGAUGAGAGAUGAGUUGUAGGCCCCAGAGUGGGCGCAGGAUGAUGGCAGGAGGCGGCCGAAGGCUCCUGAGACACAUGGGUGCUAUUGGGGAGGGAGGGAGGUACCUACCAGCUUUCAUAGUCCAUGGGAUGGGGGGGUGGGAAAGCAGACUGGGGUUUUUAUGUGAUCGAGCAGACCUUAUCAGCCAGAAUCCACUCUGCUUGGUCCUGGGCCUCAGAUACCAUGAUGCCAAACCCAGACACCACACACUGUGGAGUCUUGCCCUGUCCUCAGAGUCCCACGUGCCUCAACCAGCCAAUCAGUGUUCCUAUUUAUAGCCAAAACCUUAUCUGUGAGAGACAAUCAAGCUGGGGUGGGAGGGGGUGGCUGCCAGCUCUCCAGUGACACCGCCAUCACUUCUGCCUAUACCCCUCCCCCACUCAGCUUCCCACAACUAUGGAUCUAGGUGCUGUGUCCCUGGGACCAGGCCCUGGCCCCAGCCCCGUGAAUGCAAUUGAGAGAUAGCUUUUAGGAGGGACUGCUGGGCCGAUCCUGGAUGAGCAGCAAAUGAAUUGGACAUCAUGGGGAGAACCUUUUUUUUUUUUGUCUUUUCCUUAGUUUCUCAAAGAUGGGGAAGAACAUGAGCCUUUGUCAACAAAUGAGAACUUUGUACAAAGUUUUUGUUUUUUUUUUUUUUUUUCAAUAAAACUUUUCCAAUGAAACUUU
Messenger RNA from Dipodomys spectabilis (banner-tailed kangaroo rat), 2069 nucleotides. It is a transcript of the gene Serpinh1, whose product is annotated as serpin family H member 1. Gene Ontology annotation, biological process: collagen fibril organization; negative regulation of endopeptidase activity. NCBI's taxonomy places the organism in Eukaryota, Metazoa, Chordata, Mammalia, Rodentia, Heteromyidae. Gene Ontology annotation, molecular function: collagen binding; serine-type endopeptidase inhibitor activity. The transcript is spliced from 6 exons. Gene Ontology annotation, cellular component: endoplasmic reticulum. The coding region runs from base 127 to 1383 and encodes 418 amino acids. The record is from RefSeq and is a predicted model, not a curated record.